UUUUUCAGUGAACCUUUGUAUCUUUUCAUUGCAAUAAAUACAGGAAUAUUUAUUAUAAAUGUUCAAAAUGAAAACAUUUCCUAUUACAGUUUUAGAGAUUUUAAAUUGAAUGAUCAAGAACUUAAAUUUCCCACAAUUAUAAGAUCAACUAAUAUUUUUUAUUCAGAUGAAACAAUAAAUAUGAUAUUAAUUCCUCUACUUGGAAAUAAAUUCUAUAAGUUAACAUUAAAUGUUCAUUUUUCAACAAUUCCUGAUAUAAUUUCACUAGAAGUGAAUAAUCUAAGUCUUGAAGAAAAUAUCACUAAUUCAAAAUCUGUUGAAUAUUUAUCAUUUUUAUCAAGUGGAAAUAUUCCUCCAGAAUCAUUUUUGCUAAAACAAUUGAAAAGAAAGAAACAAGUUAAACUUGAUAAAACUUCAAAAUCAAAAAUGUUUCAGCCAUUAACUUUUAAAUCUAACAUAAAAUCAUCUGGAUAUAAUCAAGUUUCCAGAAGAAAACUUUUUCAUCCUAUUCUUAAUAAACAACACAACAAUAAUACAAUACUCAAAAAGAGAUCCUCUUCUGAUUUGGCUUGGAAAAAAAAAGAAAUAAUCAAAUGCUAUUGGGAAAAGGAACCAAAACAAUUAUAUUCUGAAAGAUUAGAAAAUUCAAAAAACUUAAUUUUACAAACUACAGGUAAACCUACAUUGAUUAUGAUAGCUUGCAACAUGAUUGUGAUAAAGCAGAUGUUUCAACUUUUUAUUCAUGGUAUUUGUUAGUUAAAAAAAACUCUUACUAUUUAUUUUACCUUAGCUUACAUUAUGAAUCAGUUUAUUUAAUACUUCAGGUAAGACUAAAUAAGUUUGGGAUAUGCUGUGAUAAUCAAUUGUUGAAUUAUAUCCAAAUAACUGUUCUAAUUGUAAAGAAUUGAAUCUAUUACAUAUCCACCUACUUCUAAAGUGUAAAUCAUAUUGAUUAUUAACCUUUUCCUUACCAAUUGCCGUGCCCCCUUGUUUAUGUUUAGUGUGUAAACAGCCCAAGGUCAAUGUAGGUGAAUCAGGCAAUAUUAUUUUAAAAAUCCACCAAAAUAAUUUAUAUAUUCAUAUGAAAAAAAUUAUAUAUCUUUAUCAAUAUAUUUAUUGUUAAAUAUGACAUUUUUCAAUAAAUUUUAUUUAAAA
Messenger RNA from Centruroides sculpturatus (bark scorpion), 1155 nucleotides. RefSeq lists its product as uncharacterized. Bases 181 to 756 code for a protein of 191 amino acids. Lineage: Eukaryota; Metazoa; Arthropoda; Arachnida; Scorpiones; Buthidae. The transcript is spliced from 8 exons. The record is from RefSeq and is a predicted model, not a curated record.